CGUGUGAUCGAUGCGUGCAUGCAUUAUGCAUGUAAAACAUGCCCACACCUACCGCUACAAAAAUGUGAUACGAAUCCAUGCAUCUCUGAUCACUUGAAUUGUUCUGCCUUGUUUCAUCACGCAAACCCCUUGGUUAGCCUAGUUUAAUCGGAGGAAAUAUUGAGCAGGAAUUGAUGACUCUUCAGUGGAGCCAGCAGCACCAGGGCUUGUAGCUGAGCAUCUGCAACCUAAGCUGUCUUGGUGUCCAACUUCAACCCCCCAACAAUGGCCACCUCAUCAGGCUCGGUCUCAGCCGACAGUCGCACGCGACUCCUGGGCACCUCAACGACCAAUCAGAGCGUGGAGGACAUGCACAACCUGAACAUCCAGGACGAGUUUGAUCCGUUUGACGCGUACGCUGAGACGGAGAAAACAGAGACAACGACGGUGGAUGGCAACUUGGUUUCACCACCCCAGAAUGAGUGGUAUCAUGGCUGCAUGGAUCGGACAACGGCCGAGAUGAGACUUAAAGGUGCACGGAUCGGUAGCUAUCUAGUCAGAGAGAGUGAGCGUAAGCCUGGCUCCUAUGUUCUGUCUUACCUUGGCGUCAGAGGAGUCCAGCAUUUCAGGAUCACGGCAUUAUGCGGUGACUAUUACGUCGGUGGGCGCCAGUUUCCGUCACUGUCUGAGCUGAUUGGUUACUACACUCACGUCUCCAACAUCUUAAAGAAUGAGAGAUUACUCUACCCCGUUCCUCCACCAGAGCCAUUGAUUGACGACCGGAAGAAAGUUGUGGCUGUCUUGCCUUACACUAAAGUGCCUGACACCGAUGAGCUCAGCUUUACUGCAGGGGAGGUGUUUGUUGUUCAUAACGAGCUGGGAGAUGGUUGGCUGUGGGUCACCUCCCAAAGAACUGGCGAGAGUGGUAUCGUCGUAGACGACCUGGUCAAAUACAUCGACAAAGAUACUGACAUCAACGAAGGGAAAAUCUGGUACCAUGCCAACGCCUCCAAAGAAGUUGCGGCCGACCUACUACUCAAGGAGGGUGACGUGGGGAGCUUUCUGGUUCGGAACAGCGACAAGAAUCCCGGCGACUACUCUCUCUCGUUCCGUGGUCCCACGACAAUCCAGAGGUUCCGAAUCCAGAAACAGCAGCAUCACUACAUAAUGGGUGGACGAACCUAUCACAGUUUGGAUGCCAUAAUUGACCAUUACAAGAAAGAAGAGAUUGUCAACGGUUACAAGUUAGCCGCACCGGUUGUACCAAAGAGUUUGAAGAUGAACCGCAUCAACCCGGAGCCCAUGAUCAACUAUGAGGACAUUCGCAGGAGGAGAAGCAGUGGCAUGUUGGUCAUGAUGGGAUCUGGUGACCACAUCGCUAAGCAGGGCUACCUGAGCAAGAAAAGCUCCAAACACAAGAAGUGGAAGACCUACUUCUUUUCCCUGAACAGUACUGAUCAGCAAUUGCUCUUUUUUGAACAUGAUAGGCAAACCAAGCCCAAGGGUAUGAUUGACCUCCAGUUUUGCUCCGUCUACAUGGUCCAUGAGAGCCUCUUCAAUCGACCCAACUGUUUUCAGAUUGUUGUACGUGCGCUGGGUGAUUUUGAAGUCUUCUAUCUGAACGCAGAAACACCGCAACUGGCUCAGACAUGGACCCAGAUCCUACGCGCCCACUGCAGCAAGGCCAGCUGGACCCAGACCACUAGGGCCAAGACCUCAGGCAUCAAGCAGCUCAAGAGCCUCAGUCUUCACAUCCUAGAGGCCCACAAGAUCCCUACUCGGCAGAUCUCGCAUCCUUACUGCGUCAUCUCCUUGAACAACAUCAAGGUGGCUCGUACGCCCAUCCAGCCGGCCCCGGACCCUGUCUGGAGCGAGGAGUUUGUCUUUGACGAUUUCCCUGAUGACAUUGACUCCUUCACGAUAGACGUCUUCAACGGCGCCAAGCGAGCCAAGCCCAUACCCCUCUGCAGGACCACCCUGCUCCUAGAGAGGUUACCCAACGGGGUGGUGGUAGACCAGUGGUAUCAGCUGAUCGCCCUGACAUCACAGGGACGGGGGGAGAUGGGCUCGAUACGAACCAGGGCCCAGUUCCUUCAAGAGACGCUUAUGCCUCUAGAGGAAUACCACAGUCUUCAGGAGUUGGUGUUGGGUGACAGUGACUAUCACUUCAUCUAUGCCCUGGAAGAUGCCUGCUGUAAGGACCGGUCCCAUCUUGCCAGCGUCUUGCUGGACAUCUUCAGGCAUCAGCAGAAAGAGGUGGAGCUGCUGCAGAAACUCAACGGCAGGGAGAUUGAGAAGGAAGAGGAGAGGUCAACGCUGUUUCGGUCCAACACAUUGGCCACAACGCUGAUGGACAAGUACAUGAAGAUAACAGCUCAGGAAUUUGUGCAGCACGCACUGCACAACGUCAUCAUCAAGAUCAUGGAGUCCAAGCAUUCGUGUGAGCUGAACCCGCUGAAGGUUGAGAAGGGCGACGAUGUGUCAGAGAACUGUCAGUAUCUGCUGGAGUUCCUGAAGGAAAUCAUCGAGUCGAUAUUCGUCUCAGCUAGUAUGUGCCCUCCGGCUCUGAGGUAUCUGUGCUGGUGUCUGAAGCAAGAUGUGAAGCAGAAAUGGCCGGAUGAUCCCAACAUCACAGCACGAGCAGUCGGAGGGUUCAUCUUUCUACGACUCAUUUGUCCUGCAAUACUCAAUCCAAGACUCUUCAACAUUGUGUCAGAGGCUGCCUCACCCAUGGCAAGUCGCACUCUCAUGAUUGUUGCCAAGGCGAUACAAAAUCUGGCCAAUCAGGUGGAGUUUGGUGCUAACUACAAAGAGGCCUACAUGGUGGUCAUCAACCCUUUCAUCGUCAUCAACAAAGGGAGAAUGUGCCACUUCCUCAACGAAUUAGCGACUGUCAGCGAAAUCCCACCACCGAGUGAAGUACCUCCCAUAGAUCUAGCCAGGCAACUAGCAGCCCUGCACCAACUGUGUGUUACACACCUCAAGGAAUUGCAACAACUCAGUGUAGUUCAGCCGAGUCUGAAGAAACUGUUGGCGGUGACGGAGAUGCUGACACAGAACAGGAAUCAGUACAUGGGCCGAUCCACCACCCUGGUAUGAUCCAGCAACUCCCCCCCCCCCCCCCCCCCCCCCCCAAAUCAGCUAGUAGGGAAAAGUAACGACCAUGCGCACUGCAGUCAUCUUUGGUACAUGAGGAAAGAGAAUAGCACUAGGGAAAACAGUGGAUGUUUAUGUGCUUGUCGUGGCGCUGUAGACAAGCUGAAAAUUUCAUAUUACAUGGUAAAGGGUGAAUUGGUUUGUUAAUGUUAUCCAUUAGGGAACCGGUUAUGGGCAGUGUAGACUGAAUGGCGAACCCUAUUACUGUACAUAAACCGUGGCCCCCUCCAAUGGCGAAAGCAUUGUGCUAGCUCUUGUACAAAGCAGCUGCCCCGUGACACGGAUAAUCUGAACAGUAAGGCGUCUGUCACACUGUCACGACGUUGCCUCCCAAUCACGAUAAGACAGUGCUGAGACGCAAGACUCGACGACAUCGUGAAACUUGGAACGACAUCUGAACUUUAUCGGAAUGACUUCUUGAGCGUUGUUUCGGCAUCCUACAGGUCAUGCAUGGUCGGCAGCAGAGCCACGAUUAGUUUCAAUAGUUAGAACAUAUCGUGAUUGUCGGCAAAAAAAUCCAAACCGGAUCAGAGUCUAUUCUCUGUCUGUUCUCAAACGGUUGUGUCAUAACGAGGUCGUAACAAAGGCGUAACAAAAUCGCAAAAGUCUGUACGAGAUCGGCAGUGGUCGUACAUGGUCGGCCA
Messenger RNA from Patiria miniata (bat star), 3779 nucleotides. RefSeq names its product ras GTPase-activating protein 1-like (gene rasa1). Gene Ontology annotation, biological process: regulation of GTPase activity. Bases 265 to 3078 code for a protein of 937 amino acids. The record is from RefSeq and is a predicted model, not a curated record. Gene Ontology annotation, molecular function: protein binding. The transcript is spliced from 23 exons. Lineage: Eukaryota; Metazoa; Echinodermata; Asteroidea; Valvatida; Asterinidae.